AUGCUCACAGCGAAUGGAAUCUUUGCGCGUUUUACCGCUAUGUCGGCACAUCUUUCUAUUCUGAUUAUGAUCUUCAAGGAAUUCGAUCAAUAUGUUGAUUAUUGUAGUUCGAACGAUCGAUCAGCAAUUCGUAAUCAAUUUAUCGUUGCACUAUCGUUAUCGAUUGCAUUGCUUGUUUUCGAAUUGAUUAUAUUUUUACUUGGAACGAGUUUACUUCGAAACAAAGUGACAUUUGCGACAACCUUAUUUCAUUCAGCUGGCGCCAUUGCACUCGCAUUCAUGGUUUUUACUCGUUGGUGUAGUGUUUCAUUCUGGCCCAUAUUUGCUAUUUGCAGUUUCAUUCCAUUUUUCAUUGAAGUUGUCAAUGCAAUUGGCCAUAACAUUACCAAUUAA
This is a messenger RNA of Adineta ricciae, 393 nucleotides long. Lineage: Eukaryota; Metazoa; Rotifera; Eurotatoria; Adinetida; Adinetidae. The record is from the annotation of a GenBank genome assembly.